Photinus pyralis (common eastern firefly) is the source of this 915-nucleotide messenger RNA. RefSeq lists its product as uncharacterized. The transcript has 3 exons. The record is from RefSeq and is a predicted model, not a curated record. Bases 1 to 915 code for a protein of 304 amino acids. NCBI's taxonomy places the organism in Eukaryota, Metazoa, Arthropoda, Insecta, Coleoptera, Lampyridae.
AUGGGCGAUUCGGAAGUUAGGAAACGAUCCGCAAAUUUCACGUCAAGUGAUCGUAAUUUGUUAUUGCAAAUACUACAAGAUUUCAAAGAAACGGUGGAAAAUAAGAAAACGGAUUCCCAAACCUGGAAAACCAAAGACGAUGCAUGGGAUAAAGUAGCUAAAAUGUUUAAUUCACAGACACAGCAAUGUCCACGAACAAAAGAUUCCUUAAGAAAGUAUUAUGAAAAUCUCAAGAGGACAGUAAGAAAGCGGGUAGCAAAUGACCGAUUGCAAUUAAAUCGGACCGGAGGGGGUGCAAUAUCAACAGACACUGAAUUAUGGAUGGAUUUACUUCUGAAUUUAAUAAAUCAAAAAACGGUAUAUGGUUUAGUAAAUAUAUACGACGGCGAUGCAGAUGUAUCAUUACCUGAUACACCAGAUUGUCCAGUAAUAGCUGAACAAACCAUCGAAGAACUAGACGACCAUUGCUAUGCAACAUCUCCGUCAGCGCAUGUCGUAGGUGACUGUGAAACGCCUUCCACAUCCUUGCAGGACUGGAAUAAUGUAGCUGCCAAUGAUCUACCACGACCUAUCUCCAAAGGGCUUGUUGUAGGUGACUGUGAAACUCCUUCCACAUCGGGCUUGCAGGAUUGGAGUAAGGUAGCUGCCAAUGAUCUAUCACAACCACUCUCAAAAGGGCUGAAACGUACGUGGACUAAACGAAGACGACCCGGUAUACAGCAACAAUCAAGCAGCAAAUUGACCGAAGAGUAUUCGAUGUUGGCAAAAAUGAAGUUGCAACUGUGCGAAAUGGAAAAAGAAAAUAUUUCUAUACGUACAGAAAGGGAAAAUAUUAUCUUUGAGCUAUCCAAGAAAAAACUAGAAAAUGAAAUUAAAAUCCAAGAGUUCUUUAUGAGUAAAUAUAACUUGAUAUAA